This is a messenger RNA of Schistocerca nitens (vagrant locust), 1012 nucleotides long. Its product is annotated as TNF receptor-associated factor 3-like. Gene Ontology annotation, molecular function: protein binding. The coding region runs from base 170 to 829 and encodes 219 amino acids. The transcript has 3 exons. NCBI's taxonomy places the organism in Eukaryota, Metazoa, Arthropoda, Insecta, Orthoptera, Acrididae. The record is from RefSeq and is a predicted model, not a curated record.
CGCGCCCGCCCCCGACACGGAGACGCAGCACGCCAUCUGCGUGGUGACCAGCGAGGGCGCCGUCGCCACGGCCAGGGCCACCGUCACGCGCGCCGUCAACGCCUCCUGCAGCGCCGAGAACAUAGAACGCUUCAGUAAAUUUGAAAAGGAUAUUGCAGGCCAAAAUCACAUGAUUAGAUAUUUGAUUCAUUUAAUGGAGAAGCAUUACAAUCAAAACCAUGAAAACCAUGAUAAUAUGUACUUAAGAUCGUCGGUGGAUAGUUCGACAUACAAAAUACAAGAGGAGACACUUGACAACAAUGCUCAUUUGCAGAGCGCAGAACCCAGCAGCCGAGAAGCAGAAAUUGAUCGCUACAACAGCAGUCUCCUCACGGAUCCUCAAGGACGGCUCACCUUCAACUAUUACUGGCGGGUACAUCACGUUUUCGAGAUGCCCGAAAACACGACAGUUAGAAGCCAAAGCUUUUACGUGUCCUCUGGCAGCUAUCGCAUGUACCUGAUUUACUGGGCAGGUACUUUCUUGCACAUGGCAGGUAUCGGGCUUACCCGCGGGGAACAUGACACCUUACUUCCGUGGCCAUUUAACCUAACCGUCCGAUUAUCCAUUCUUGCACAGAAUCACAGGAAGGACAACAUGCAAGACUUUAGUUCACCUAGCAUUGAACCGGCUCAUUCUAUCAGGUGUCACAGCAUUCACUGGCAGAAGCCACACAUCAGUGACAACCCUAGUUGCUUCAUACUGAUCUACAGUAGAGACUUGCUGCACACAGGUAGCUAUCUCUAUAAGGACACCGUUCUUUUGCAUCUUUCUGUUCUCUUAGUCAAGUAGUCAACUUUCUAUAUAGACUUCACAAAUGAAAAAACGUGCACAGUCAACAAGUUUUAAGACCUAUUAUUCCCACAAUACACUAUUACUGUACAUUACUGACACAACACUCCACUUUCAUCUUUUACAGCACAUUUUAAAUAUUUUUCCAAAAACUAUAAACUUAAAUAUUUUAUAUUCCUGUUA